Molecule: messenger RNA, 8842 nt
Organism: Microcebus murinus (gray mouse lemur)
Lineage: Eukaryota; Metazoa; Chordata; Mammalia; Primates; Cheirogaleidae
Source: RefSeq, a predicted model, not a curated record
AACAGCAGCUUCAGGGUGGAGCCUGUGCGCCCUGGGGUCCAGUGGGCGGUCCCUGAGAAGAGAAUAUUACCGUUUCUAUUGAUGUGUUUUACUGUCCCCAUGUGACUUAUCUUUGGCUGUGUGCACUGUAUACAUCAUAUUUCAUAAUCGGUUGUCUUGUGAUACAGAUAUAACACUUAUCCAGGGUAUGUUCUGUCAGUAUCAGAGACCCUGGGUGUCGAAGCUUAGGGAGGAGGAGUCAAGUAGGAAAAGCCCCUGGACACCCCUGGCCCUCUGCAGUCACUCCUGGCUCACUCUGGUGAUGAAUCCACUGGGUGGGCCCCACACUCUAAGCUUCAUGGCACCCAGUCCUCACUGUGGCUCAUGGCAUCAGUUUCCUUGUUUCUCAAACAAGAGGAUCUGCCUUUGAGAGAUGAGGCACCUUGUCAGUGCUAGGGGGAUAUGCAUUUCUCUAUGGGGGCUUUGAGCUCUGAGAGGGAAGCCAGAGCAACUCUUGGCAUGGCCAGAGAGGGUCCAGAUGGGUAUCUGCAUGACUCCUGAGAUGCCUGGGGACCAGAGCUUCUGUAGAAUAGAAUAAAAGGACCAAAGCUGGAGGGAGGAGGUUGGGAGGGCCAGGAACCCCAUCCUAUAGCUGUGUGUUCAGUGCUCAGUGUGGACCUCCCCAGCCAGAAGGUGGUGGGGACUUGGAUCCAGGCCCUUGCCCGCUGCUCCCUGAGAAAACCCCCUGCUUGGUUUCAGGGCAGCCCUGCCCAGCUCCAGGAGUGUCAGUGAGAGGCACCUGCAGGCUGCUGCACUGAUGGAGAACACCAGGCUCCUCCUCGUGUCCCCCUGGGGUCAUUGUGGAGGCAGGAUGCACUGUGAACACUGUGGCUCACACUGGAGCCAGAGGUGCAAGCUCUUUCCCACUGAAAGUCAGAGGCCUCCCUGUGAGCCCAGCCUUUGGCCCUCGUGCUCUGCCACCUCCAUUCUGAGCUAGGCUCACAGAGGGCAGCUGAGCCCAGAGGCCUCACAGGGAAAGGCUUUCUGGAGCCAGGCACCUACCCCUUUCCCCCCAUGGGGAAGAGAGCCAGUGCCUGUGUGUGGGUGAGAGGUCUGCGAAGCCAGCACUCUUGGAUUUGCCUCCUACAGCCCACGACCCUCCCCCAGGGUACCAUCAACAUGAACCAGUGCACAGAUGUGGUGGAUGGGGAGGGCCGCACGGGCCAGAGGUUCUCCCUGUGCAUCCUGACGCCCGAGAAGGAGCAUUUCAUCAGGGCAGAAACCAAGGAGAUCGUCAGUGGGUGGCUGGAGAUGCUCAUGGUCUAUCCCAGGACCAACAAGCAGAACCAGAAGAAGAAACGGAAAGUGGAGCCUCCCACACCUCAGGAGCCUGGGCCUGCCAAGGUAGCUGUUACCAGCAGUAGCAGCAGCAGCAGCAGCAGCAGCAGCAGCAGUAGCAGCAGCAUCCCCAGUGCUGAGAAGGUCCCCACCACCAAGUCCACACUCUGGCAGGAGGAAAUGCGGGCCAAGGACCAGCCAGACGGGAGCAGCCUGAGUCCAGCUCAGAGUCCCGGCCAGGGCCAGCCUCCUGCUACCAGCUCCCUGCGGGAACCUGGGCUGGAGAAUAAAGAAGAGGAGAGUGCCAUGAGCAGCGACCGCAUGGACUAUGGCCGCAAAGUCCGGGUGGAGAGCGGCUAUUUCUCCCUAGAGAAGACCAAGCAGGACUUGAAGGCCGAGGAGCAGCAGCUGCCCCCACCACUCUCCCCGCCCAGCCCUGGGACCCCUAGCAACAGGUACAGUUGCCCCGAAUCACUCUCCCAGGAGCUUGGUCAUCCCUUUCCUUCCCCAGGUCCUCGAUUCCCCAGCCGGAUGGUCUACAGCAUCUCCCUUGGCUACCUGGACGUAGCUGGCCGGCCCCCUGCCCACGUGGACUCUGGCAGCACUGGGGGGCAGGGGACAGAAAGACUGGGGAGCACCUUUGCCUUUAAAGCCAGCAGGCAGUACGCCACUCUGGCCGACGUCCCCAAGGCCAUCAGGAUCAGCCACCGAGAAGCCUUCCAGGUGGAGAGAAGGCGGCUGGAGCGUAGGACUCGGGCCCAGAGCCCUGGCAGGGAAGAGGUGGCCCGCCUGUUUGGCAGUGAGCGGAGAAGGUCCCAGGUAAUUGAGAAAUUUGAGGCCUUGGACAUUGAGAAGGCGGAGCACAUGGAGACCAACUUGUCAGCAGGGACUUCGCCUUCCGGUGACACUCGCCAGGGCCGCAGCGAGAAGAGGGCGUUCCCCAGGAAGCGGGACGUCACCAGUGAAGCCCCCACACCUCUUCUCUCAGACGCCUCGGCUCCCCCCCUGUCUCCACACCGCAGAGCCAAGUCACUGGACAGGAGGUCCACGGAGCCCUCCAUGACGCCUGACCUGCUGAAUUUCAAGAAAGGCUGGCUGACCAAGCAGUACGAGGACGGCCAGUGGAAGAAACACUGGUUUGUCCUGGCUGAUCAAAGCUUGAGAUACUACAGGGACUCGGUGGCUGAGGAGGCAUCUGACUUGGAUGGGGAAAUUGACUUGUCUACAUGUUAUGAUGUCACAGAGUAUCCAGUCCAGAGAAACUAUGGCUUCCAGAUCCAUACAAAGGAUGGUGAGUUCACCCUGUCUGCCAUGACAUCUGGAAUCCGGAGGAACUGGAUCCAGACCAUCAUGAAGCACGUGCACCCGGCCACCACCCCAGAUGUGACCAGCUCCUUGCCAGAGGAAAAGAACAAGUGCAGCUCCUCUUUUGACACCUGCCCGAGGCCGAGUGAGAAGCAAGAGGCAGAGCCAGGGGAGCUGGACCCUGAGCAGAAGAGGAGCCGCGCUCGAGAGCGGAGGCGGGAGGGCCGCUCCAAGACCUUCGACUGGGCUGAGUUCCGCCCCAUCCAGCAGGCCCUGGCUCAGGAGAGGGCUGGCGCCGUGCGGCCCCCCAUGGGAGCCCCCGAUUCCUACGAGCCUGGGCACCCUGAGGCAGAGCCUGGCGAGCUUGAGCGGGAGCGCACAAGACGGCGGGAGGAGCGCCGCAAGCGCUUUGGGAUGGCAGACGCGGAGGAUGUGGCCCUACGCAUGGAGGUGGACCGGAGUCCAGGGCUGCCUGUGACCCCCGACCUCAAGACACAGAAUGUCCAUGUGGAGAUUGAGCAGCGGUGGCAUCAGGUGGAGACCACCCCUCUGCGGGAAGAAAAGCAGGUGCCCAUCAUGCCCUUGCACCUGUCCUCCUCUGAGGACGGAGGAGACCGGCUCUCCGCCCAGGAGCUGACCUCUCUGCUAGAGAAGGAGCUAGAGCAGAGCCAGAGGGAAGCCUCAGACCUUCUGGAACAGAACCGACUCCUGCAGGACCAGCUGAGGGUGGCCCUGGGCCGGGAGCAGAGCGCCCGGGAGGGCUACGUGCUGCAGACUGAAGUGGCCACCUCCCCAUCGGGCGCCUGGCAGAGGCUCCAUAGAGUCAACCAAGACCUCCAAAGUGAGCUCGAAGCCCAGUGCCAGCGCCAGGAGCUGAUCACGCACCAGAUUCAGACCCUGAAACGUAGCUAUGGGGAGGCCAAGGAUGCAAUCCGGCACCACGAGGCCGAGAUCCGGAGCCUGCAGACGCGGCUCAGCAAUGCCGCCGCCGAGCUGGUCAUCAAGGAGCAGGCACUGGCCAAGCUCAAGGGCGACCUGAAGCGGGAGCAGGGCAGGGUCCGUGAGCAGCUGGAGGAGCGGCAGCACAGCGAGGCGGCGCUGAGUGGCCAGCUGAGGGCCAGUGAGCAGAAGCUCAAGAGCGCUGAGGCUCUGCUGCUGGAGAAGACACAGGAGCUGCGGGACCUGGAGACGCAGCAGGCGUUGCAGCAGGACCGGCAGAAGGAAGUGCAGAGGCUGCAGGAGCGCAUCACUGACCUCAGCCAGCAGCUCAGCGCCAGCGAGCAGGCCCAGCGGCUGAUGGAGGAGAAGCUACAGAGGAACUACGAGCUGCUGCUGGAGAGCUACGAGAAGGAGAAGCAGGUGCUGCUGCAGAACCUGAAGGAGGUGGAAGACAAGGCCAGCACCUACGAGGACCAGCUGCAGGGCCACGCCCAGCACGUGGGUGCCCUCCAGAAGGAGAAGCUGAGCGCCACGUUUGAGGGCAGUGAGCAGGUGCACCAGCUGGAGGAGCAGCUGGCGGCCCGUGAGAGCAGCAUUCGCAGGCUCACUGAGCAUGUGCAGAGCCUCUGUGACGAGCGGGACCUCCUCAGGCAGCAGUUCCAAGAGCUGACUGAGCGUGUGACCGCAUCUGAUGGGGACAUGGCUGAGCUCCAGGAGAAGCUGAGGGGAAGAGAGGCUGACUGCCAAAGCCUAGAGCGCUCCUACCAGAGGGUCUCCAGCCAGCUCCAGAGCAUGCACGUUCUGCUGAAAGAGAAGGAGGAGGAGCUGGAGCACAUCAAGGAAGUACACGAGAAGGUUCUGGAAAAGAAAGAUCAGGACCUCAAUGAGGCUUUGGUUAAAAUGGUUGUCUUGGGGAGCAGCUUAGAGGAAACAGAAAUUAAGCUUCAGGCAAAGGAAGAGAUUUUAAGGAAAUUUGCAAAUGAAUCUUCAAAAGACAUGGAAGAGCCACAGAAUGCCCCGGACGAAACGGAGGAGGAUGGCAUUUCACUCCUGGGCCAACAGCUCCAAGCCAUAGGGGCACCUCUGGGCUCCCCACAUGCAAGGCUUGAGGAGGAUGGCCUGGGGGAGGGGUAUGGGGAUGGCAGCCCUGGCGGGGAAGAGAACAUGCUACCCCCGAAGUUGGUGGAGGUGCCUGACAGGGAGGGGCACCUGCAGAGCACAGCCAGACCCGACCAGGGGGCGCAUGGUGUGAAAAGGCAGAGGAUCCGGUUCUCCACAAUCCAGUGCCAGAGAUAUGUCCACCCUGAAGGGUCUGAGAAGACCUGGACCAGCAGCACAUCUUCCGACACCAGCCAGGACCGGUCACCCUCGGAGGAAAGCAUGUCCUCUGAGGCUGCACCCAGCGCACUGCCUGCCACUGGUGACUCUGAGAUGUACCUGUCCAUCAUACACUCCCUAGAGACCAAGCUCUAUGUCACAGAGGAGAAGCUCAAAGAUGUGACCAUCAGGCUGGAGAGCCAGCAGGGCCAGAGCCAGGAGGCGCUGCUUGCACUGCACCACCAGUGGGCUGGCACCGAGGCCCAGCUCCGUGAGCAGCUCCAUGCCAGCCUGCUCCAAGUCAGUGCAUUGACCUCCCAGCUGGAGCAGGAGAGGCAAGAGAGGGCCAGGAGGGUUGAAGGUCAUGUUGGGGAGCUUGGGAACUUCCAGGUGAAAAAUAGUCAGGCCCUGACUUGCUUGGAAAACUGCCGAGAACAGCUGAGAUCUCUGCCGAGAGCCAGUCAGGAAGAUGAGCAGGAUGCGCGGGCGGCCUCCCUGGCCAGCAUGGAGAGCGCACUUGUCAGUGCCAUCCAAGCCCUGCGGCACAGGCCAGCCCCCGCCGACAGCGGGGCCCAUGCCCAGGUGGAGGAGGGCAGCUCCGUGGAGAAUGGGGUGCCAGCCCCCCAGCGGCAACCUUCCCAGCCCGAACUGACUGAGCAGGAGCAGGUGAGGCUCCUUUCCGAUCAAAUAGCUCUGGAGGCCUCGCUGAUCAGCCAGAUAGCAGACUCUUUAAAGAACACAACAUCAGAUAUCUCACAUGUUCUCCACGAGAUUUCUCAGUCAGGAAAGCUGUUGUUGGAGUCUGAGGGUGCCACAGCCUCUACUGGGGCCCCCGCAGAUGCCUGGGCCAAGAAGGUGCUGGUGGAUGGCGAGUUCUGGAGCCAGGUCGAGUUUCUGAGAAAGCACUUGGGGACUCUGGGAGGCGAGGCAGUUGAUGCAUCAGGAGGCGGACAGCAGACCGUCCCGCAAGGCCUGGCUCCCGUCCUGGCUGAUGCCACGUGGGUCAGAGCGGAGCUCAGCUUUGCCGCACAGUCGGUGAGGGAGUCGCUCCACCGUAGGUUGCAGAGCGUCCAGGAAACCCUGCAGGGGACCCAGACAGCCCUGCAGCAGCACAAGCACCUACUGAGGGAGCUCCUGGGAGCCUACAAGACCCCAGACUUUGAGAGAGUGAUGCAGCAGGUUUCAGAAUCCCUCAGGCUUCCGGCGGGUGGUGAAGACGGCGCGCCGACGUCCUGGGCCCUGAGCUCCUCAGGAGAUGUACUGAGCCAAGACUCAAACGGCUCCCAGGAGCCCUUUCAUUCGUUUGACCAGAGCUCAGGGUCCCUUGUUGCUAUUCAGGAAGAGCUCGCCCAGCAGCUAAAGGAAAAGGCCCGCGUCUUAGAGGAGAUAGCUGCUGCUUUACCAUCUCUGCCUCCUGUGCAGUCGCUGAGAGAUUGUCAGAAGCUUCUUCAGGCAUCCCAGAAUCUCUCACAUGUCACUUGUUUGGGAGGCCUUGGUCAGUAUUCUUCAUUAUUGGUUCAAGAUGCAAUUAUUCAGGCUCAGGUGUGUUAUGCAGCUUGCAAAAUUCGACUGGAGUAUGAAAAGGAGCUCCAGUUCUACAAGGAGUCCUGGCUGAUCAGGGGGGCCUCCUGCCUGGAGCAGGCACAAGCUAUCAGGGUCCUGAGGGAGGAAUACAAAGAACUGCUCCGCAAGCAGAAGAGCGAGUAUCUGGACGUGAUCACCAUCAUCGAAAGUGAAAAUGCAGAGCUCAAGGCCAAGGUCGCCCAGCUGGACCAGCAGCAGAAGCGUCUGGAGGAAGCGGAGAGCAAGCACAGUGAGAACAUGUUCGCCCUGCGGGGCAGGUAUGAGGAGGAGAUCAGGUGCGUGGUGGAGCAGCUGAACAGGACCGAGAACACACUGCAGGCUGAGCGCAGCCGGGUCCUGAGCCAGCUGGAUGCCUCUGUCAAAGACAGGCAGGACAUGGAGAGGCACCACGUGGCACAGAUGCAGACGCUGGAGGACAGGUUCCAGCUCAAGAUCAAGGAACUACAGACCAUCCACGAGGAGGAGUUGAGGACCCUGCAGGAGCACUACUCGCAGAACCUGCGCUACCUGCAGGAGACCCUCUGUCUCUACCAAGGCCAGCACCCCAAGGCCCUGUCGGCCCCUUCCUCCUGCAGGCAGGCUACUGAGGGGGAGGCUGAGUCCACGACGGGGCUAAGGGAGCGCAUCCAGGAGCUGGAGGCCCAGAUGGACAUCAUGCGUGAGGAGCUGGGCCACAAGGACCUGGAGGGUGACACGGCCACACUUCGGGAGAAGUACCAGAGGGACUUCGAGAACCUUAAGGCCACGUGCGAGCGAGGGUUUGCAGCAAUGGAAGAAACACACCAGAAGAAGAUUGAAGAUCUACAGAGGCAGCACCAGCGAGAGCUGGAGAAGCUUCGGGAGGAGAAAGACCGCCUCCUUGCUGAGGAGACGGCAGCCACCAUCUCAGCCAUCGAAGCCAUGAAGAACGCCCACCGGGAGGAAAUGGAGCGGGAGCUGGAGAAGAGCCAGAGGUCCCAGAUAAGCAGCAUCAACUCGGACAUCGAGGCCCUGAGGCGGCAGUAUCUGGAGGAGCUGCAGUCAGUGAAGCGGGAGCUCGAGGUCCUCUCCGAGCAGUACUCGCAGAAGUGCCUGGAGAAUGCCCACCUGGCCCAGGCACUAGAGGCUGAGCGGCAGGCCUUGCGGCAGUGCCAGCGGGAGAACCAGGAGCUCAACGCCCACAACCAGGAGCUGAACAACCGCCUGGCUGCGGAGAUCACACGGUUACGGACGCUGCUGACUGGUGACGGCGGCGGGGAGCCUGCUGGGUCACCCCUAACGCAGGGCAAGGACGCCUAUGAGUUGGAGGUCUUACUGCGGGUCAAGGAAUCAGAAAUACAGUACCUAAAACAGGAGAUCAGCUCCCUCAAGGACGAGCUCCAGACAGCAUUGCGGGACAAGAAGUACGCCAGUGACAAGUAUAAAGACAUCUACACAGAGCUCAGCAUCGCGAAGGCAAAAGCCGACUGCGACAUCAGCAGGUUGAAAGAGCAGCUGAAGGCUGCGACAGAAGCACUGGGGGAAAAGUCCCCUGAGAGUGCUGCCGUGUCGGGAUACGAUAUAAUGAAAUCUAAAAGCAACCCUGACUUCUUAAAGAAAGACAGAUCCUGUGUCGCUCGGCAACUUAGAAACAUCAGGUCCAAGAGUCUGAAGGAAGGUCUGACGGUGCAGGAACGGCUGAAGCUCUUUGAAUCCAGGGACUUGGAGAAAGACUAGCUGUGUCCCGUUCAACCUGAACACGCACCUUUCCCGGCUUGUGGCAGCACAACCCAAGCGUUGCUUUUUGUCUGUACCUUUGUUUAUUAUUAUUAUUAUUAUUGUUAUUGUCAUCAUUAACUGUGGGUAUGGAUGCAUGAGAGACUGGUUUAUGGGUUGUUCACACCAUUCCCUGCUGUGUUGAUUUAGACUUCCUAUGGUCUUAUCCAAGCAUUUUUUCCAUGGUAUUCUGAAAUUGGUCCAGCAGUGGGGCUGGGGAGGGCCAUCCCUGCAGCCGGCGUCUGUGAGAGCCCCUCCUUGCUGUAAGCCGCCGCACUCACUGUCAGUAUUAAGGCUCAGCAGCCUGUUGAUAAGCUAGCCCUGUCUCACCAAGUGCUGGGUGCAAACAGGGCCUGGCGGCAAGCACGCCACAGGGCAGACUGGUCCCCGUUGGUCAGAAGGAAAGGCCAUGUGGACAUCUGGCUUGGCCUGGAUCACAGCACUGCUACCUGACUCGGCAGCCCAGCUGUCAGAGGAGGAGGUGCACUGCCUUUUGGCCUGAGAGGAGGACAGCAUUUCGUAUUUGUUCCACAAUGCAGCUUAGAAGCGCACCCUAGAUAAUCGUGGCAAACCUUUCACAACCUGGAAAAUGUUGAAAGCAACCAUUCCUAUUUUUGUUUGUUUUUUAUUAAAUCUUGCACAAAAC